Tarenaya hassleriana is the source of this 1386-nucleotide messenger RNA. Its product is annotated as protein CDI. The record is from RefSeq and is a predicted model, not a curated record. The transcript has 3 exons. Bases 362 to 1129 code for a protein of 255 amino acids. NCBI's taxonomy places the organism in Eukaryota, Viridiplantae, Streptophyta, Magnoliopsida, Brassicales, Cleomaceae.
GGACUCGCGCCGACCCCGAGUCAGCUCGUUCUCCUGCUCUCUCCUUCAAUCUUUGCAUAUAAACCGUACAUUCGUCAUUGCUUACACCAUUCUCAUUUCUGGCUUAGAUUCGUUCCUUCAAUAGCGUAGCGUCGCGUUUUUUAAUCUCCUCAAUUUCCCAUUCGGGUCCCUAAAAAAUCCGAAAACCGGAAAUAAGAAUUCUGUCGGUGGAUUCCUCUCUCUCUCUCUCUCUUUCCCCCUCCUCUCCUAAGUUCUCGAAGAUUUUCUCCCAGAUCCAUAGCUUUUCCGUUUCAAGAUAAUGUCGAGAUCUAACGAAUAAACUCCCACGUAGAUCCAAUUUGCUGAAUCUCCUUCCGCAACCAUGACUUUGAGCAAUGGCGACGCUAAAUCAGCAGCGACCUGCAACGGCAAUGCCGAGAAGCCCUUCAGGAUCUUCGUAGGUUACGAUCCACGGGAAGAUCUCGCUUACGAGGUGUGUCGUCACUCCAUUACGAAGAGAUCUUCAAUCCCCGUCGAGAUCACACCCAUUGUUCAAUCCGAUCUCCGCAAGAAAGGGCUGUAUUGGAGGGAAAGAGGCCAGCUCGAGAGCACCGAGUUCUCGUUCUCGAGGUUCUUGACCCCUCACCUGGCCAAUUACCAAGGCUGGGCCAUGUUCGUGGACUGCGAUUUCCUCUACCUGGCCGACAUUAAAAAGCUUACAGAUUUGAUCGAUGACAAGUACGCAAUCAUGUGUGUUCAGCAUGACUACACCCCUAAAGAGACCACGAAAAUGGACGGUGCGGUUCAGACAGUGUAUCCGAGGAAGAACUGGUCUUCCAUGGUGCUGUACAACUGUGGACACCCCAAGAACAAGAUUCUGAGCCCCGAUACCGUGAACACUCAGACGGGCGCCUUCCUCCACAGGUUUCAGUGGCUCGACGACGAAGAUAUCGGGUCCAUCCCCUUUGUGUGGAACUUCCUCGAAGGGCACAAUAGGGUCGUGGAGAAUGACCAGAGCACGAAGCCCAAGGCCAUUCACUACACUCGCGGAGGGCCAUGGUUUGAUGCUUGGAAGCAUUGCGAGUUUGCAGAUCUCUGGCUCGAGGAGAUGGAUGAUUACACCAAGAAACAAGCCGAGGCUGCGAAUUAGACGAGGUUAUGACAAUAACCUGCCUUGAAUCUUUUGAGUUCAUAUUCUUUAGAAUUGGAUCGAUUGAUAUAUAGUAUGGUUUGUGAGGUGGUGUAGAUCCAGGGUUCAUGGUUGAUGAGUCUCCGAGGAAUGGUUUUUUUUUUUUAUCAUUUGAAUUCCUUAAAUCAUAUCUACAUUUCACAUUAGGCAUAUAUGUAUAUGUAUAUGUAUAUGCCUCUCAUAUAACAUUUACAUGAUAACAUUAUCAGUUUGUUUUA